Pogoniulus pusillus (Red-fronted tinkerbird) is the source of this 4265-nucleotide messenger RNA. RefSeq names its product SRY-box transcription factor 12 (gene SOX12). Gene Ontology annotation, biological process: negative regulation of transcription by RNA polymerase II; anatomical structure morphogenesis; positive regulation of transcription by RNA polymerase II. The record is from RefSeq and is a predicted model, not a curated record. Gene Ontology annotation, molecular function: RNA polymerase II cis-regulatory region sequence-specific DNA binding; DNA-binding transcription factor activity, RNA polymerase II-specific. The transcript has a single exon. Lineage: Eukaryota; Metazoa; Chordata; Aves; Piciformes; Lybiidae. The coding region runs from base 17 to 904 and encodes 295 amino acids.
GGAACCGAGCCCCGGUAUGGUGCAGCAGCGCGGCCCGCGGGGCCGGGGCGCUGAGGCUCGGCGGGAGCCCUGUGCCCCGUCACCCACCCGUGACACGGAACCGGCGUGGUGCAAGACGCCGAGCGGGCACAUCAAGCGCCCCAUGAACGCCUUCAUGGUCUGGUCCCAGCACGAACGCCGCAAGAUCAUGGACCAGUGGCCGGACAUGCACAACGCUGAGAUCUCCAAGCGCCUGGGCCGGCGCUGGCAGCUCCUCCAUGACUCGGAGAAGAUCCCCUUUGUGAAGGAGGCUGAGCGCCUGCGCCUCAAGCACAUGGCUGACUACCCCGACUACAAGUACCGGCCACGGAAAAAGGGCAAGGUGGGCACGGCCGCGGCCCGCCCGCGCCUCCCGGUGAAGAUCAAGCCCUCGAUGCUGGGCCGCGUCUCCACCGGCCGCAGGCAGACGGCCAAGACGCCCGCCGGCCACGAUGCCCCAAAGGAACCCGCUCAGGAGGUGCCCACUGAGGACUGCCCCACGGCACCCGGCAUGGCACCCACCGGGGAGUGCGGCUCCCAGGAGCCCCCCGCGCCCCCGAGCCCCGCUGCCGCCUGCCCUGAGCCGGGGAGGUCUCCGGAGAGUGGGUCCCCUUCUCCCAUGUCAGCUGGGUCACCUCCCUCCUCCUUCAGCUCCUCCGACGAGGAGCUGGAGGAGGAGCUGCUGGGGGUCCUGCCGGGGCGGGUGGCCACUGGUUCCACCAGUGGUGGCCUGGACUGGUCUGUCUUCGACAAGGACCACGACCUCUUCCCACGGGGAAGCUCCUCACACUUCGAGUUCCCGGACUAUUGCACACCCGAGGUGACGGAGAUGAUAGCAGGGGACUGGCUCAUGUCCAGCAUCUCGGACUUGGUCUUUACCUACUGAGUGCGGCGCUCCGCAGGUAACUCUCCUCCCUGUCCCCCGCAAUCAGGUCGGAUCCAAAAACCAGGAUAAACAAACAAACAAACAAACAAAAAACCAAGCAAAAAGAGCCGAAACCAGCUGUUUACAUGCAGGAAUCAGGUAUUUUGCCUUGAAGCCGCUGGAAGGCAGAGCUCCCUGCUCACCCCAUCCCCACCCCCUCCCGGCACACACCCACUCCUCCUCCUCCGUCCUUCCGUCUGUCCGGCUCUUCGCCUGGCCGCCGCGGUUGUUUGUCCGUGGAAUGCUGAACAUCCCCUCGGGUUUGCCUUGUCAGUGCCCGCUCCUUCCCGCCAUGGCUCCUCCCAGCACCAUCGUGGCCCCUGCGGGCAUUGGGGGCCCCCCCCCCUCUCCACGCCAUCCUCAUCGUGACCCCUGCGGGCAGUGGGGGCCCCACGCCAUCCCUGUGGCCCCUGCGGGCAUUGCUCCCCUCUCCCCCUCCCCCCGAUUCCCGUGGCCCCUGCAGGCACUGGGGCCACCCACACCGGCCCAGCGUUCCCUGCAGGCACAAGGGGCAUCCAUGCCAGCCCCAGCUCUCGGUGCUCAUCCCCACCCUCCCCGAUCCUCGGGGAAUGCCCAAUUCCUUUGGCUUCUUGACUCCAUUUCAAGCUCAGCUUCGAUCUUUCUCCUCUCGCUUGCCGAAGGAGGGGAGCGAAGCCAGGCGGGCCCGGGGCCGGGGGUGGCACAGGACGCUGCCCGCUGCCCGCUGCCCGCCGGCGGCUGCGGGCAGAGCCAGGCUGCUGGCACGUGACGCGCACGUGGCGGCAGCAGGCUGUGUUGCUCCUCUCGCCAGGCGGGCGGGCACAGGGAGGCUGUGCCCAGAGCCACCCCAGACCCCUUCAGGGAUGAGCCCUUCCCAGAGCCCCCAGCCCCAGAUCUAGCCUAGGACCCACUGCCCGAGCAGGACCCACUUCGGGCUGGCUCAUCCGGGUCGGUGGAGCUGAUCCCACCGUGCCCGCUGGCGGUGGGCGAUGCUGCCAGGGUGGCAGGAAAGCUGGGAAGGGAAGCUGGGAGAAGCCUGCCUUAACCACCCAAGCUGGGCUGAGAGCCGGCGGUGGGCACAGCUAGGGUGAUGCUCCGGCAUGGUGCUCCUCCAUUCCAUGCCCUGCUGCCAGCUGUGCCGAGAGCCAGGGCAUCCCAAGGUGCUGUCAAGGAGCUUCCUGGCAGGGAAGGUCGUGCUGCAGCGGCUCCCCCAGCCGCCUUUUCCUUUGCUGUUCCUGAUGGCUCCUUCCCGCAAGGAGCCUCCUCCGCCUGCUGCCGCCGAGCACGUGGCUGCCGCAGGCUGCGCUUGUGGGGCAGGGGCUGGGCUGUGUGGCCACCUUGGCCACCUCAGGCUGCCAGCCCUGGGGAUGUUGCCAUGGCCAAAGAGCUUGGCCAAGGGACCACUGUUUGAUGGUCCCCCAUGGUCUCUGUUCCCCAAGGGCUCUGGGGGAGCAGGAGCCCCUUCUGACCCUCCCCGGGCAGUGGGGUGCUGGGGGCUGUGGGCACCCACUCAGGGCUUUGCCUCCCCAUUGCCAUAGAGCUGGACAGAGCCAUGGCUGGGGGAAGGGCAUCACCUCCCAGCCCAGGUCCUGCCCUCCUGCUCAGGGUGGCUCAGAGCUGGGGGGGGUGGGGAACCUGCCAGGCCCUGCUGCCGGAGGUGGCUUAGGCACCUUGGUGCAGGGCGAGGUGACCCCCUGGGUUCUUUGCGGGGGUGCUGGAAGUCUUCCCCUCCCCCCAAGCGAGCUCCAUCCCGGGUGGCCUGGGGGUGCCCUCCCCAGCAGCGUAGGUGUUCGGUGUGUAGCGGUAGCUGUGUGUGUGUCGGCGUCGCGUUAGCCGCGGUGUUUCGGUAGCCCCGGUGCGGUGCCAGCCUGUGGUGCCAGGUGGGUGCCACGCCUCAGACACGUGUACCCCCUCUAGAGCGUGUCCCCGUCCCCACCCCCUCCUAAGCCCUUCCCCACCGGAUCCAGCCCUCCUCAAGGUGGAAAAGCCAAAUAAGCGCUGGGCAAGCGGCGACGCCGGCAGCUGCUGCCAGCCCCGGGGGGUUCUGCCUUCCCACCCCCUGGGCAGCCCUGUGCCAGGGAUGUUCCCUGCCUCCCCUCCCACGCGUGAGCCGAGUCUGGGGGGUCCCCUGGGGUGUCCCGGGGCUCUCCAAGGCGCACAGAUCUCACCCAGCACCUCGGUGCCUUCUCGGGCAGGCAGCUGCCCCCCGCUGUGGCCAAGGGUGCUUGGGAAGGGCGUGGGGGCUGCUGCCGCCCCCCCCUGCCUCCCAUUGCCAGUCAGGGGGGAGCCAAAGCCUCCCUCCAAGGACCAGCAGGGCUGGAGGCCCCCUGAGGGCCUCGCAUCAUCCCUGUGCUCUGCUGGGCCUGCAGCUGCAGGCUGCAUCUCCUUUUCCCGGCUGGGGACACGGGUGGCCUCGGAGUGUCCCCCCCCCGCCCCAACACACACAGCCUGCCGUGUGCCACCCGUGGGCCUGGGUGCUUCCUCCAGACUUUGUCAGGCAAAACGUUUCCUCAGGAGCAGGUUCUGGGUCAGCACCAGAGCCAGAGCUGGGGUCUUCCCUCCUCCCCCUCCUCGGACCCCAGCCACAAGCACAACACCAUCCGCUUUGUCCCCUUGCUCCCUGUCCCCCCCUCUCUCCCUGCCCCAUCCCCCUCCCCAGGACCCCGCCGGCUGUGUCUGUCGGGGGAGAACCGUUGUGGACAGUGGUGGAUUUUUCUGUGCCGUGUGGUGGUAGUGAUUAGAGACACCCUCCCCUCCCCCGCCCCCCAAAUACCCUCCAAGCUCCCUCCUCUCUCCCUCCCUCCUCCCCCCACCCCCCCCCCAGCGUGUGGCCCCUUCCUCCCGCUGCGCCCCUCACCUCCCCGCUGCCCGCUGCUGGCUGGCACGCGUGUGCGAGCGGGGGUGCGUGUGCCAUCCCGCCAUCACUAGAGACAAAGAAUAAUAAUGAAUAAUAAUAAUGAAUAAUAAUUAAUAAUAAUAAUAAACCAAACCUCUCUCAGGAAGAAGCUGCCCCGGCCGGCGGCGGCGGCGGCGGCCAAACGGGCCGGGGUUAGGGGCGGUCCCCGGAGCUGGUGGGACCCCGGAUGGGCGCCAGCGCUCGGGGGUCACCUCUCUAAGUGUUGUGUUAGUGAAGGGUUCCUGUAGCUGUUGUGGUGGAAAAAAAUAAGGGUUUAGGGUUUUUUGGCUUAGGCAAGGCUCAGCCUUCCCCUCGCCCCUGCCCCCCCGUCCCGGGGUGUUGGGGGUGGGUGGGGGGAUGAGGCCGGCCCCGGUUCCCCGGAGGCUCGGUGAAGGUUUUAUCCCGACUGUUCGUGACUAUGGAAUAAAAGUGUUGUUGGUUCUGCUG